CGGAGAGGAGCUCUAGCACUGUGCCCCAGCCGGAUGACAAUUCUUGCGUGGAGGCUAGCAGCAGGUUGGCCAUCCCUCCGCAGACCGCCAUGCAGCACUGGGACUGAUCAGGUGGGACGCACAAAAAGACACGCGCGUGAACAGAGCUGUCACCAGCAACAGAGGAAGAGCGAGAGAACGGAAUACACACUUUGGUUGUGACGAGGCAAUCGCGGUCGUUAUUUCUGUUGUUCCGUGGCUACGCGUUGCCCUUUUUUUGGAGGAAGGAUUGGUGCGUAAUGUCAUUGAAAUGAAAUGACAACAAAGAUUUUUCUGCUCCAUAAUCGUGCUAUUCAAGACAUCAGUUGGCUUCACCUCCUGGCGCUUUCACUUGACUCAAAGACAUAGUCAGUGAAAGUCCAGUGAAUGACUGUUAGGUAUUUUCUUCAAAGGUCAUCUGCCCCUCUUCCUGUCCUCCUAUAGCAUGGCGAGAUGGAGGUUGGGAUGCUUUGGUUCAGGCCAUAUGUUUGCUGUCCUGAUUGUGGUAUCAACGAGUAUGUCCCUUGUACAAAGUAAUGACUGUCCCCAACUAUGUGUGUGUGAGAUCCGACCCUGGUUCACCCCACAGUCCACAUACAGAGAAGCUAUCACUGUGGACUGCAAUGACCUGCACCUGACACGCAUCCCUGGGAACCUCUCGAGUGAUACUCAGGUUCUCCUGCUGCAAAGCAACUAUAUUGCUAGGACCAGUGAAGAGCUGGAGCAACUUUUCAACCUCACAGAGCUGGACCUAUCGCAGAACAACUUCAGUAACAUUCAGGAUGUUGGCCUUGCAAAUAUGUCACAGCUCACAACACUUCAUUUAGAAGAGAACCAGAUCACAGAAAUGCCUGAUUACUGCCUACAGGACCUCCACAAUCUACAGGAGCUCUACAUUAACCACAAUCAGAUCAAUACCAUUUCUGGAAAUGCUUUCUCUGGACUCCAUAAUUUGCUAAGGCUUCACCUUAACUCCAAUAAGAUCAAAACCAUCAGCAGCCAGUGGUUUGAAUCAACGCCUAAUCUCGAGAUCCUCAUGAUUGGGGAAAAUCCUGUUCGUGGAAUUAUGGAUUUUAACUUCAAAUCUCUGGGCAACCUGAGGAGCCUGGUCUUGGCCGGUAUGGAUUUGACAGACAUCCCUGGAAAUGCCUUUGUGGGCCUCGACAACCUAGAAAGUCUUUCUUUCUACGAUAAUAAGUUAGCGAGAGUUCCUCAAAAAGCCCUUCAAAAACUACCUAACCUCAAGUUCUUGGAUUUAAACAAAAAUCCAGUGCACAAGAUCCAGGAAGGAGAUUUCAAAAACAUGUUAAAGCUAAAGGAGCUGGGUGUGAACAACAUGGAUGAGUUGGUUUCUAUCGACCACUACGCUCUGGAUAAUCUUCCUGAGCUCACUAAACUCGAGGCAACAAACAAUCACAAGUUCUCCUACAUCAACAGUCAUGCCUUCCAUGAUGUCCCAGCCUUGGAGAGUUUAAUGCUGAACAACAACGCACUGAAUGCCCUCUAUCAGUCCACCAUGGAUUCUCUUCCCAACUUGCGUGAAAUCAGCAUCCACAGCAACCCCUUUCGUUGUGACUGCGUUAUCCAAUGGAUGGGCACCAACCAGACUACUGUUCGUUUCAUGGAUCCUUUAUCUAUGAUUUGCGCUAUGCCGACAGAGGUCAGGGGUAUGCGUAUGCAGGACGUUCUGCAGAAGAACCUAGCAAACCAGUGCUUGCCAAUGAUUAGUCAUGAUACCGUUCCCAGUCACCUCAACGUAGACAUUGGCACGAGUAUAGACUUGGACUGCAGAGCCAUGUCCCAGCCUGUGCCAGAAAUCUAUUGGGUGACACCGACAGGGACCAAGGUCAUGAUAAACAGCCUAGCCGAUAAAUACAGCCUCAGCAGUGAAGGUACAUUGAGUAUUUCCCACAUGCAGGUUGAAGACUCUGGCAGGUACACUUGCGUGGCUCAGAAUUCACAAGGAGCUGACACAAGAGUGACAGCCAUACGGGUGAACGGCACUCUGCUAGACAACACUCAGCUUAUGAGAAUGUAUGUCAAACAGACAGAUUCACACUCAAUUCUGGUCUCCUGGAAGGUCAAUUCCACUGUAAUGAUCUCUAAUCUAAAGUGGUCCUCUGCCACCAUGAAAAUAGACAACCCACAUAUUACGUACACUGCCAAGGUUCCUGUAGAUGUUCAUGAGUAUAACCUCACUCAUUUGCAACCAGCAACCGAGUACGAGGUUUGCCUCACUGUCUCCAACAUCCAUCAGCAAACACAGAAGUCAUGCGUGAAUGUGACCACAAAACAAACGCCCUUCGCUGUGGAAGUGUCGGACCAAGCCACCAACAUGGCUCUGGCAGCAGUUAUGGGGACAAUGUUUGCAAUCAUCAGCUUGGCAUCCCUGAGUGUAUACAUUGUUAAGCGGUGGAAAAGGAAAAACUACCAUCAUUCCCUGAAAAAGUACAUGCAGAAAACCUCGUCCAUACCGUUAAAUGAGCUGUACCCCCCUCUCAUCAACCUGUGGGAGGCAGAUAGUGAAAAAGAGAAAGAAGGCUCCUCUGAGAGCAAACCUAGCCAGGUGGACACAACACGCAGCUACUACAUGUGGUGAGAGCAACCACUCAUUUUUCAAGGGACAUACUGUAUGUCAGAAGCACAUAAUGUAUAUGUGCAUGUAGAAGUGAACAAUCUUAUCUUUUCAUGUUUUAUUUUUUUCUUUGGAUCACUCAAAACUCAACAUUUCUGUUCCUUAGUUUAACAUAUUGCCUUUUUGACAGAAACUGGCAGCUUUCUUUGUCUUACCGAAUAAACUAGACCGGUAGAUUUAUUUUGAGUAUAUGUUUUGAGAACACAGCAUGAGUAUUGUCACAGAUUCAGUAGAUGUGCUAAAUCCACACUUUUACACUUGAUUCUCUAGCAGGAAUGUAAGGGUGCCAUCAUUCUCAUGUAAAUCAGUUUCACUAUUGACUGUUGUGCACUGAAAUAUAUCCACUGACUUGUCUAUAAACUCAAAUGUAAGCUGACAAAGUACGUUUAGACUUUAUAUACUGUCUAUUGGAUAAUGUUACCUAUUUCUAUGUAAUGUUGUAUCAACGAUUUCAGUUACGUUUUGUCCAUUAAUACUCAGAUACUUGGAUUUUGUUUGCGGCGCAACUACCGUAAACCAGCAAUAGAAACAGGAAUGUUUUAAACUAGGUGAAUUGAUGUAAGGCUUUCUACGUUUCUUUCAUACUUUUUAUCUUACUAGAAUAUAUCUACAAUCACUUUGCUUAUUGUUGUUGUUUACACACGAUUAUUGAAGA
Molecule: messenger RNA, 3308 nt
Organism: Phycodurus eques (leafy seadragon)
Lineage: Eukaryota; Metazoa; Chordata; Actinopteri; Syngnathiformes; Syngnathidae
Gene: lrrn1
Product: leucine rich repeat neuronal 1
Exons: 2
Coding region: 464-2617 (717 amino acids)
Molecular function (GO): protein binding
Source: RefSeq, a predicted model, not a curated record